Molecule: messenger RNA, 1584 nt
Organism: Polychytrium aggregatum
Lineage: Eukaryota; Fungi; Chytridiomycota; Chytridiomycetes; Polychytriales
Product: peptidase family M41-domain-containing protein
Exons: 5
Coding region: 1-1584 (527 amino acids)
Biological process (GO): protein quality control for misfolded or incompletely synthesized proteins; mitochondrion organization
Cellular component (GO): mitochondrial inner membrane
Molecular function (GO): metalloendopeptidase activity; ATP-dependent peptidase activity; ATP hydrolysis activity
Source: RefSeq, a predicted model, not a curated record
AUGAACGAAUGGCAACGAGUCUUGUCCAAAUCCAAGAGCCAGCCCGCACUAUCAAAGGCUGAGGCAGGAUCAAGUGUCUCGCGAGAUCUCGGCGAGCCUAUCCGCGUGGUUCUGAGCGAGGCCUGGUCUUGGAGCAAAUUCACAAGAACAGCUGGAACCAAGCUGCUGUUUGGAUUGCUCUUCAUCACGGGCUUGAGCGUUCUUCUCGACCAGCAGGGUAUUAUCAAGUCCGGUGGCAUUGGAACUGCCGAAAUUGAGUCCAGUAACCUGGUCCAGUCGAUAAAAUUUGCCGAUGUUCAAGGCGUUGACGAAGCCAAACAGGAGCUUGAAGAAGUGGUUGCAUUUCUCAGAGAACCCAAAAAGUUUCUAGAGCUUGGAGGAAAGCUACCAAAAGGUAUUCUGCUCUAUGGACCCCCGGGUACAGGCAAAACACACCUUGCGCGUGCUGUUGCGGGUGAAGCCGGAGUCCCAUUCUUCCAGAUGAGCGGCAGCGAGUUUGAUGAACUCUAUGUCGGCGUCGGCGCAAGACGAGUGCGUGAACUCUUUGCGGCUGCUCGCAAAAAGGCACCGUGUAUUGUCUUUAUCGACGAGAUCGAUGCAGUCGGUAGCAAGCGAAGCAGCAAGGAUCAGAGCUAUAUGCGACAGACCCUCAACCAGCUCCUUGUCGAACUGGACGGGUUCUCGUCGACCGAGGGGGUCAUCUUUAUUGCCGCGACCAACACAGCAGAGGCCCUCGACAAAGCCCUCGUUAGACCAGGUCGAUUCGAUCGCCACGUUGCCGUGCCGCUGCCGGACGUCAAGGGCCGGAGUAAAAUCCUCCAAGUUCAUAUGAAGGGGGUCCAAGUCUCUCCCGAUGUCGACGUUACCAUCAUCGCACGUGGAACCCCUGGCUUCUCAGGGGCUGACUUGGCCAACCUGAUCAACCAGGCUGCUCUGAAGGCCAGCAAGGACGGGAGCAAGGCCGUUGGCAUGGGCGACUUGGAGUGGGCCAAAGACAAGAUUCUGAUGGGCACCGAGCGCACAAGCGCUGUAAUUACGGAGCAAAGCAAGCGACUGACGGCCUAUCAUGAGGGUGGCCAUGCACUCGUAACACUCUACACUAACGGUGCCAUGCCACUUCACAAGGUGACUGUGAUCCCCCGGGGGAACGCUCUUGGGCUUACGGUACAGCUCCCAGAAGGCGACAAGAACACGCAUACCAAGCGUGAGCUCCUGGCGAUGCUGGAUGUGUGCAUGGGUGGCAGGGUUGCAGAAGAACUGAUAUUUGGGACAGACGAAGUCACCACCGGUGCGAGCAACGAUCUGGAGAAAGCCACCGCCAUUGCCAGGGAGAUGGUUAUGUCGUAUGGCAUGAGUGAAAAGGUUGGCUUACCAACCACCAAGGACGACGACUUGGAGAAACUAAGUCCCCAAGCACGCCUGGCGAUCGAAACAGAAGUACGCAGCCUGCUGGACUCGGCGCAUUCUCGAGCAGUGCACGUACUCCGAAGCCACAAGGAAGAGCUCCAUCGGCUAGCCCGAUCCUUGAUGGACCAUGAGACUCUGACUCUUGACGAGGUCAAGAGUGUCAUCAAAGGUGCGUGA